Molecule: messenger RNA, 4446 nt
Organism: Penicillium angulare
Lineage: Eukaryota; Fungi; Ascomycota; Eurotiomycetes; Eurotiales; Aspergillaceae
Product: ribosome biogenesis protein URB2
Exons: 2
Coding region: 1-4446 (1481 amino acids)
Biological process (GO): ribosome biogenesis
Cellular component (GO): nucleolus
Source: RefSeq, a predicted model, not a curated record
AUGCCUUCACUCGUGGAGCGCCCGCGGUCGUCGCAAGAGGCGCUCCUCCGCCUUGAAAAAGGCACCGCAUCACCGAGCACCCAGCUACACGACGCUGCCCAAAUCCUUGGAGUCGACCUUUCAUUAUGCGAGAGUCACCCAGAAACACACCGAGAUGAUAAAAUCCAAAGCAAAGCUACGCCGAAGGAAGAGUGGGUCCUACGAUGGUUGCUGAAGAGGUUGCGAACAGGAAAGAAUUAUCGCGUGGAUCCUGCUUCAUUCCUGCUACUGAGACAACUGAUUGAUUUGAUUUCGCCCAAAAAUCUAGCCACGAUUUUGAAAGAUCAGAAAUUUCUGCCUAUCAUUUGUGAGACGAUUUCAGAUCUAGAGUCGGACAUCUAUGCGACAGUUGGAAAUGGGACAUCGGUCUUGAGCUUUGAUUCGGAAUCUAGUCGAACACUGUCCGGAUCUUCACCUCAGGAUGAACAGAACGGAGCCCAGGGAACAAAGCGAAAGAGGGGGAGUGCAAAGAAUUAUCCCGACGCGAUGGACGUGGACAGUCCGCCACAAAACCCCGCAUCGUGUUUUAUUACGUUCAUCCGCGCGCUGGAUUGCUUGCAUGGGGUCGUGACACUGGCACAGCGGACGAUCGGCGUGGAUGAGGUUGCUAACUCUCAUCUCAAACUUGCGCUAAGAGGGGACCCCGAUGCGAUUGCAUUGUCGCUUGGCAAAGCAUUCCAGUUGGCUGCAGUAGCCACUGUGCAAUUUACGCACGCAGGCAAAACUACCGAUCUUCAACAUUUAUUAUACGUGUUUCCAGCAAUUUUGGAACUGUGGGAAUUGAGGUCUUUCCGCCAGGAUGAUACCGAUAAUAAAACAAGCAACGAUUGCUUUGCGAAGUCCAGUUUUUCUCAUGCUCUCAGACUUCAACUCUGUCUACGGUCCAUCAACCUCGACACUGAUGAAAGAGCAUUUUUACUCCAUGCGAUUGAAAGGAUAGUUGCACUUCAUGUACUCCUUCCGAUUCGCUCAGCUUUCUUUGAGCGAGGCGGUUCUGGCAUCGAUUACUCCAAGGACGAGCCGGAUUGGAGUUCAGUCAAGCCAGUAACGGAUGCUCUUCGCCCAAUUGUUCGUGAAAGGUCCGAUACGCGGACUAUCCCAGAGGGUUCAUCUCAGCCUUUUUGGCAAUCGAUUGAUCUGUUGCCAGAACUGUUUGAUAACGCUGUACGAGCAGUUCCACGGGAUGAUUUCAGGCGGCAGACUCAUGAGGCUCCAUGGCUGGAAACCCUGUUCGUUGCCGUGGCAGAGCUGACUUACUCUAUCUCAAAAGAAGAUGAACCUGUGGACUUUACUCCUCGUUUUGUCUCUGUUCUGGAGCAUCUCUUCCAAGUGGCUCUCGAUCGAGAUGUUGGCCUGUCUCUCCACACCAUUCUUACCCACGCGAGCUAUACCGGUCUCCUCGAUGAUGGUUUAGAGCAGGUUCAGUGGACUGUCACCGCCUUGGUAAUUAGCCUCGGGGUCGAUGUCUUUUUGCCCAACUCAGGAUUGCGUGAUUCUCGCAAGCUUCUCGACGCCUUAUUGAACAAGAUCAUGCUUCAGUGGCGUAGUAGCGUUGCUCACAUUUCUGAGAGUUACCAAAUUGUCAAAAAUGAUAUUUUACUCCCACUGCUACGUGGGUUUGCAGCCGCGAGAGAUCUACCAGCUUUCUUAGAAGCUUGGCAUACUCAGCUUGUUCUUAUUGAAGAAGCCCGAGCUGGAGAUAAAAGCUUACCUUUGUUCUCAGUCUGGGAGGAUGAUGACCUAUGCGACGCCUACGGCGAAGUCAUUCGAACUUCUCUUAUUGGGUCAACGCUUGCAAGCCACAUCCAAAAUGCCGCCGCUGAUACCAGGGCCGAUGAUGGUAAAAUAUCAGAUGCCCCUGAGUCAUACGCGAAAUUUGUUAUCAUGGAAGCGGGCUCACGUGGACGUGCAUUUGACUUAACGAAAUCGGAGACGGCGUUGAUGCAGUUCCUGGAGACUUUGAAAUCCACUCUAUCUUCGAAGCAAAGCAUCCACUGGCGUUGGCGCUUAUGGCGAUUUGUGCGAAACAUUCUGCAGAAUAACAUACAUUCACCCGAUAAUGUGAUUAAGGGCGAAGCACAAUCUCUCAUUUCCAUUGCUUCCAAGACGAUUCAUCGCAACCACAAGCACCCGAACAAGACACCCCUUGCUUCUCUGGAAUCUUGGGAGGCUUACAGGUUUGCUUUGAUAUCCAUCAAAGGAAAGCCAACCGAGGAUCAGCUAGAGGCCUUCAACGCCCUUUCCAAAGACGUCACAGGCCUUGUUGUCUCUAUAUCUCGUGAAGAUGCUCAGAAAGCGAUGGAGCUGCCGUGGAAUGGCCGGAUAGACACAUUGAAUUCUCCGACUACUCUCGCUCUGGCUUAUGUUUUCGCCCUUAUCAGGGUUCCAGACAUCUGGGAGCGAAUUACUUCGGAUCACCGAUCACGUCUUUUCCAACAAUUGCUUUCCCUUGCUGCCGCUCAAUACCAUUCAUCAUCUUUACCCUUGGAAGCGGUGGCAGACGACGCACGUUUUCUGCAAGCAUGGGCAAGCAUUGUAUGCCAUGAAUACUUGCUCAAUGUGCCCUGUCUGGUGCCUGAUCUCGUUGUUCUUCUCAACAAGAAAGUCAUCGAGCAAGACCCUUCAGAUAGGCGGCUUUAUGUCGAGAGCUUGCAGAGAAUUCCAUCUGCUUUGAUCACUCGUGGUUUGAGAACCACCCUGUUGGACAAGUUGCAGGAUGUUCUUGUGCAGCAGUAUGAGACGAGUGAAGUCACUGUUGGGGUCUUGGCUAUGAUGGCCAAACUAGCAGCGAUGUCUAAGUGUGACGCGAACGUUACCGGCGAUUGGGAACCAAUCUGGACUGCUGCCCGAGCUAUCUCUCUAACGGGCACCGAGCUGGAUCUGCAGAUCAUGAAGUCAUUCAGAAGCUUACACCGCACGAUUAUCGCCAAGUUACUCGUACUUGCAAAGGACGACCGGAAUGAGAUAUUCAAGAAGUUGUUCGCCAGGGUCUCUAAACAGGCCGCUAAACUACGCCAAAUCGAUCGCGAUUCUAUGGCUUGUUUCAUUUUGCGCCUGGCAUUGUCAGAGCUUUGGACCUACCGUACCAACCUGCACAAGGCUUUCUCCGAAGAUGAUCUGGCUUCUUGUCGCCAAAGCGUAUUCAACUUGGUCCUUACGGACAUGAAAUCGGUCAAGGAUCAGUGCAGAAAGCAGAAGCUUGAAGAAACAAUUACUCUCAUCAAGACGAUUGAUGCACUGGAGGACUUCGAGGAUUUAGCAACAAACAAUAUCGAUGUGGAGAAGUUCUUAUCCAAGAUCGAGCAUUACAUGGCGAUGUCAAUUGAUUCGGCCCCCUCUCGCUUGAUCCGCCGUCGUCUCCUGGCUACGAAGGGCCCAGAGAAGGCCAUUACUGAACCGGCUCUGCAGUGUGCCGAGACCCUUACACUCCAGUCACUUUAUGCGGAAGACCAGCAGCUUUUUAUCCGGGCCACCACCGAACGCUUCCGCUCAAUGUCCGUUCCAAGAAUCACUCAAGCAAUCCGUGAGAUUCGCGAACUGGGGUUGACUGGUCACAAGGCGGAAUACCGCAUCCUUGUGGUUUAUCUUGCCAUUAUCUCCCUCCCAGCUGUUGAAGACAAGGACAGUGAAAUUGCAGGUGAACUAUCCCUACUUUGCACAGCCCUUGCAGGUGCUAUUGUGCACAGUACCUCAAUCGAGCAAUUCUGUUUUGCAGUAGAAUGCAUCACCCUUCUCCUCAGAGUACACACUCGCAUUCUCGUGCAAUGUAACAUCGAUACUAUCCUCGCCGCCAUCGCCACUUCCGCCUCCAAAUCGGGCCCGCAUAUCUCACCCGAAUACGCCCCGACAAUCUACACUCGCCUCUGCCGUUUGAUGGGCGUUGUGCUCGGUCUCCAGCGUCUGAAGAUUGGCGGCCGAUUCCACCUAGUCGUCAACGCCAUGCAACGUCUACUCAGCUGCCUCUUCGCGCGGUCACGUAAACGUUCCCGCUCUGCUCACGUGCAGACCUCGCUAUCCCAGCCUUUCUGGCUUGCUCCACUGGAGGCCUCACACACCUCUUCAUACACCCGUCUCCUCACUACACUAAGUGAUCCCACCGUGUCUGCCGUUUUCAAGCCUCAGCCUGGUGCCUCACGUGAUGCUCUCAUUGACGAAACAAAGAAGGCGAAGCGCAUUGCGGGACAAUAUCUCCAGUACGUUGUCAUGGAAUAUGCGCAGUACUCACUCCGCGGAUCUUUGUUGCCGGAUGUUAAGUCUGCCCUAUUGCCUGGCUUGUACGCGGCAUUGGAUGUGAUGUCGAAGGAGUCAUUGCGUGCAAUGAAUGCCGCGCUCGACGUCUCUAGUCGUGCGGUGUUCAAGUCUCUUUACGAUGACUAUGUCAAGUUCGGCAAGUGGAAUAAGGCUUAA